Messenger RNA from Striga asiatica, 1290 nucleotides. The record is from the annotation of a GenBank genome assembly. Lineage: Eukaryota; Viridiplantae; Streptophyta; Magnoliopsida; Lamiales; Orobanchaceae.
CUACUAUUUUUCCAAUUUUCAUUUAUCUAUUAUCGAUCAAUGCAGGUAACAAUGUCGAGAACCUAUCUGCCCAUUAGCCAAAUUACUGAUGAGACCAGAAACUGGACUGCGCUUAUUCAGGUCGUUGAGAGGGCACCUAUUCAAAUAAGCAAAAGUGAUUCACAAGUGCCCUAUCGAAGAUACUUAUUCACGGAUGGAGAGGGUACCAAAGUAGCUGCUGUAGUAUACAAAGCAGCCAUGAAGGAGUUCGAUGAUUUGCUGCUUCCGUACAAGCGAUACUACCUUACUGGAGCAAAAGUGCGGCCAGAAACCCCGCUAUACCAAGUUGGCCCUUAUGAAUUCAAUUGGCUCCUGCACAAAAAAACUUUGGUUGAAGAAUUCGAAGAAGAAGUGCCCCCUCAGCUGCCAUGCCAAAUCGAAGUUCAUCCGUACACUGAAAACAAAGCAAAUGUUGCAAAACUGGUGGAGGAAGGAGUGUAUAGAGACACAGACAAAUUGUUUCCAUACCCAUUAGCCAGUGAGAUAGUAACUGUCCAACGCGCAGUAUCUUCUAUCAAAUACACUAAAACUUGUUGGGUUGCUGGGAAGCUGAAAUAUUUGGGAGACAACAAGUCUUUGUGGACAGCUACUUGCAACAAUUGCCGAAAAAAUUAUAAUGUGCCUCCAAAUACGCCAGUCAAAUGUCGAAGCUGCAGGGAAGAUACACUGGUCGAAGCAAGGUGUCGGUUGCCAAUUGCGAUUGAAGAUGAGACAGGAAACAUACAUGCAAUGUUGUAUGAUUCAGAUGCCGAAAGAGUGAUUCCAUUUAAUGGGACUGACUUAUAUCAAGCUGAACAACAGGGAGUGGAUUUGACUGCUCAGAUUGCAGCAGCAAUGAGGGAACAUCAUGUGGUUUGCUUCAUCAAACACUAUGAAUCAACUCACCACACUGUCCUUAAGCUUUAUACAAUUGUUGGCAUGCAAACCGACAAAAAUUUGCUUCCACCUACAGAGCUAGGAAAAGAAGGGUCAGCCUCAGCUUCAAACAAGAUAACAGACAAAGAGCUCUUCAGUCCAACGCUAAAAAAUGUUCUUAACUCCCUCACUCCACCACGUGAAAAGCCUACAACAAUUGCAGCUUCAGAAUCAACGGUCAAAAAACGCAUCAGCUUCGACUCUCAUCAAUCCUCCACCUCAGGAACCAGCAUUCCAUCCACCAACAUUCCUGAAUCACCCACACAGCAAACUCAUCAAACCAGUGCGAUGUGUGAUGCAAGCCCGACAAAGAAAAGUAGGCCAAAAAUGGAUUAG